AUGGGAAAACUUCACAACAUUGCUGUGUUCAUUCGCAACUCUACAAUUCACAACGACGCAUGGGACGACAUUGCGGGGAAAGCCCUCGGUAUCGACAACAUCACGCGCUGGAACUCGUGGUUCAAGCUGCUUGAUGCCGCCAUCAGCCAGGAAGGCCCAUUGUCGGUCUUCGUCAAUCAGUAUCAUCGAGAGCUUGAGGACGACAUCCUGACUCAUGAUGACUGGCAAGUAUUGAAGAUGACACACGAGUUCUUGCAGCCGUUUCACCAGGCCACCAUGGAGCAGCAAAUGGCCUGGGCUUCAAUAGAUCAGGUGCUAGAGAACAUGGACAUACUCUUCGUGCAAUUCGAAGACGCAAAGGUCAAGUAUGCCGAAAACGCCCACAUGGUAAGCUCGGUUCACAUGGGCUGGUGGGUUCUUUCAAAGUAUUACGAAGAAACCGACAAAAACCCCGUCGAUGUCGGACGAGCCGGAGCGGGUGUUCUCUUGCACAAGGCGGACACUUUCUUGGGAUCGAGCUCGACUUUCCGCGGACAGGACUGA
This is a messenger RNA of Hirsutella rhossiliensis, 543 nucleotides long. Its product is annotated as transposase-like protein. Lineage: Eukaryota; Fungi; Ascomycota; Sordariomycetes; Hypocreales; Ophiocordycipitaceae. The record is from RefSeq and is a predicted model, not a curated record. The transcript has 3 exons. The coding region runs from base 1 to 543 and encodes 180 amino acids.